This is a messenger RNA of Felis catus (domestic cat), 14067 nucleotides long. It is a transcript of the gene ACKR2, whose product is annotated as atypical chemokine receptor 2. The transcript is spliced from 7 exons. Gene Ontology annotation, molecular function: chemokine binding; chemokine receptor activity; scavenger receptor activity. Lineage: Eukaryota; Metazoa; Chordata; Mammalia; Carnivora; Felidae. The record is from RefSeq and is a predicted model, not a curated record. Gene Ontology annotation, cellular component: membrane. Bases 8669 to 9829 code for a protein of 386 amino acids. Gene Ontology annotation, biological process: immune response; chemotaxis; G protein-coupled receptor signaling pathway.
GCCGUGCGAAGUUCACGCGAGGACUCCAGCGUCCCUGGCUCUUAGGCUGGCGGGACCUCAGAUUUCUCUCGCGUUUUUUCCCUCGUGCGGCGGCGGCUAACUCCGCGAAGGCUGUAUCCCGAGCGCGGGCCUGGCGGGGACGGACAUGAGGGGUUUCGGUCGCAGCCAGUUCUUGGGAGGCUCGGGGGAGGACGUUCCGGCUUUCACGGGCGCCGACGGCGGCGGGGCGACGGAGCGCUCGAUCCUUUCCGCUCGUCUGGUGGUUAUCUGCUGCCACGAACACGUGCUGUGGAGCCUCUCGUGGAGCCCUUCUUGGGGCUUGCACUCUGGUGGGGGCAGCCAUUAGUUGCAAGCAUGGGGUCACUAGAGCGGUGGUCUGACCCAGAACAGGGGAGGUUUCUCUGAGGAAGGCAGUGUCUUGAGGUGACAGUGAACUUCCAGGGAGGGGGCCUCUAGUUUGUUCGUAUGAUAGGUAACCAGUAUCUGGCGAGCUGAUGCAAAGCGUCAACUGUGCCGUAAUAUAUCUGUGACUAAAUUAGAAUCUCUUAAUGUUGCCGUGAAGUGAGACAGGUUGCCCGUGUUGUGUAUCACACAGGUAGGAACCAAGUGCCGUGAGCUCCGGAUUCUGAGACUCUUUUUGUCUCAUGAUUGAGUUAAGACACACGUAGGAAACAUUCGUGUUAUAUAUGUUGAAUUUAAAACGUCAUACCUUGGUUUUAUUAUGGUAUGGCUUUCAGCUACUUGAAGGCACAUACUUGGUCUGGUUCACGCCCAUAUUUCCUGGAACAGUCUUUGAGCUCAGCUCAGUAGGAACCUAGUGAUGUUAAAUGAAGACAUAAGUGAUGCAGUAAUUGUAGGGCUUCAAAAAUAAGGGGGAUAACCAGAGACUUAUUUAGGAUAAUUAAAAUGACAAAAGAGCCUGAGAGACUUGAAUAUGAAGGUAAACCCGAAGUCAUUAAGCCCCGUGAUUCUGGAACUACAAAGGCUAAUAGCAGCAGGGAGCUGAGCGUAUUCAUUCCUGAAGGGGAUUUGUACAAAUCAAAGGAAUGUUAGCUUCCUUUGCACAUUUCCAGAGAAUGAGAUUUGGGAUCUGGGAGACUUGAGUGCCAGCCUCAGGCUAGCCACAAAGUAGUCUUGACCCUGGGUUUUACUUCUCAAAACUUCACUUUCUUCAUCUGUGAAAUGGGGGUAACAGUGGUGCGGUUAAUGAGGAAAAUGUAGGUCGAGUGUUAGUACAGCGCCUGGCAUGAGAAGUGUGCACUCUUACUUUAAAAGUUCCUGUGCUGUGCAUUGUGUGGAAAGAGGCAGACCCUGCCCUAGUUGUCAGAGAAAUUAUCUCUUUCUGAUUGGUAUAUAGAAGCCAGAUCUUGGUAAAUGAUAAUGAUAAAUAUCUGAAAUAAUCAAUGCAGAAGAUUUUUUAAUGGAGGUUAUUCUGUUAUACUUUUUUCCGUGUUGUGUUAACAAGAAAACAGCAGUGACAACUGACAAACCAUUACAUCUUUCAUCAUGCAGACCUAAUUGAUAGCAAAUGUACAUCAUGUAUUAUUCUCCUUACUCUGUCAUUUAGAAGUAUAAUUGAUGCAGAAGACUUUAAAAAAUUAUUUGGGUUCUCAUGCAUUAAACUAACCUACUUGUGAUUUAUAGAAGGAAAGACAGCACAAGAAGUGUCUGCCUAAUUUGCUAAUUUCUGCUCUUUGGAGAGCCUUUGUAACUUCUUAUGUUCUUAAUAGAGGUUUACACACGAUCGAUCGUGUCUACUGUAAGAGAAAUGCGCUUCUAAACUCAUGUCUAUUUAAGCUGACGCCCAGUUUAAAGCUACACUACCCUUUUUUAUAUUCUUAAAACUGCUUUGUGAUCUUUAUGGAAUUUUUUCUAAAAUUUUGAGAAAAUUGGUAAUAGCUACAGAAAUUUUAAAACCAGAGUUCAAAGUCACCUUCAGCAAUUAUAUUUCUUGGUGUGUAUAUUUUGUUGGGUAUUGUACUGGAUUUAGAAGUUAAAGACUUAGUCCUUUUCCUAAGAUGAUUUACAGUCUGAUUAGGUAGAAUGAAAAGAUACAGAAAAACACUAAAAACAGUCUAUGAUAGGUGGUUUCAACACAGCCUCAGGUAGAUAUAGUGAGCGAGCAGUUUCAGAGAAGGCUUCUUGGGACUGGGGUUUGAGUGAUUAAGCUUUGAAGAAUGACUAGCUUGUAAAUAAAUUGGGAGACUAUUUCAGAAAGAGAAAACAGUGGGCAGAGGAAUAGCAGUAGACUAUGGGAUUGUAGCUCUAGCAUGGACAGUGAAUGAGGAAAUGGCAAAAUUUGUGACUAAAGGAGAGUCAGAAUAAUGGGAAGUAGGCUUAAGCUACAUUGGGAAGGACUUUAAACGCUAAUUAAAGAAGUUGCACAGUAUUCUAUCAGGUGGCCCUUGAAGGUUUGGGAGUAGGAUGUUGACCAGAAUAGUUAGAAUAUAUUUGAGGUAGAUGAUAGUGUAGUAGAACGGUUAGAAAGGGAAUAUCAGAAAGUUAAAACCCAUUCAGUGUUUAGCUCAUUAUAUUAUUUGUAUUGAAGCCGUAUCUGUGGUCUUAAGGGUAUGGAAGGCUGCUACAUGCAGUGGCCUCAUCCCUCUACCUCCUUGACCCUCCUUGACAAGAACCGCUAUUUUGAAGCAACAAUAGUUCUUACAAAGCAGUUCUCAGGCAGAAUCGUCAGGGACCCAGACCAUCUUAAAAUCCAUGUUAGAGGACUGUCCUGCAGGGCUACUCAAUAUGUCACAGCUCGGUACAUCUUACAUUUUGUAGAUUCAUGGAAUACUACUUAAGGUGUUUGUUUUAAACAAAAGUAAACUUCCCAGGCACAUUAAUAACGUUUUAAAGUUUAUUUAUUUAUUUAUUUUGAUAGAGAGUGGGGGAGAGUCAGAGAGAGGAUCCCAAGCCAGCUCUAUGCUGUCAGCAUGGAGCCCGAUGCAGGGCCUGAACCCAGGAACCAUGAGAUCAUGGCCUGAGCUAAAGUCAGAGGCUUAACUGACUGAGCAACCCAGUACCCCAAAAGUUUUGUUUAAAACUAGGUAGGAACUUUUAAAUAAACCAAGAUUCUGUGGCAAAAGGUAAUUGGGCCCCUUCCUGGACUGCUUAUUUAAGUCUAUCAAGUGUUUUAUAAGAAAUGCUAUUUUUCCCCCCAGAAGGAGCAGCUGCUAAUCGUAUCAGGCCACCAUGUUCUGCUCAGCAACAUUCUUCUUAAGAAGUACCAAGGGGGGAAAAUGUGGUGGAGUGGAAAGGGGACUGGCCUGUGUCCCCAGGACUGCUACAUGCAUGUAGUUGAGAGACAUGGAUUUGAAUGCUGCCUUGAAUGCUUAUUACCAUUAUGACCUCAAACAAGUCAUUUAGCCUGUUGGAACCUCAACGUUUCAUCAACAAAAUGGGGAUAUUAGUAAGUUCCUUAGAUGCAUUGUAUGAUCUAAAUAACCCUAUUUACCAAGAACAGUGCUUAGGAUAUAUCAGACACUCCGUACAUGUUAGUUCCCCUCUAAUGCAGUCCCCUUCCUCUUGCUGCCAUAUUCCUAAGCACUAGCCAGCAAUGCAAUCUUAAAUCACUUUUCUUCUCUAGACCUCUGAAUGUCCUGAACUGUGCCAUUAAGUCACACUUUUCAUUUAUCUUUGCUCAGCCUCACCUUCCAUUCCCCUGAUAUCCCCACUAACCCUUUUCACUGAGAGCACUGAGAACUUCUCUUACCUCUUCCUUUGCUCCCACAUCUGGACUUACCUGCAUCCACCUCAGUCAUUUCUUCUGGUCUUGAGUGCCUUCCUCCCACUGAACACCAAUUCCUGUACUGGAUUCCAUCAUUUCUUGCCAUGUCCGCUAUCAAUUGUUUGCUCUCUCUUGUUAUGGGCUUCUCCUACCCAAGACUCUUCUACUUAUAGAAAAAGUCCCUUCCUAGCUCCUUCAUCCUUCCUGUAGUUAUUUUUCUAUUUUCUCUCUCCCAGGUUUAGGAGGAAAAAAAUAUGUGUGUUAUUUCCAUAUCACUCUUUGCUCAACCCACAGGUCUCUGUUACUGUCACACUACUGAGACUACAAUAGUGAAGGACAUCUACUCUCUUUUUUCCUCUUGGGAUCAUCUCAUGUACCCUCAUGGUUUUUUACUGUCAUCUGUAUACUGAUGCUCUCUUCUCUCUCUGCCAUACUUCUUACCUGAGCUGUAGAACCCUACACUCAGUUGUGUGUUGGACAUCUCUACCUCAGUAUCCCACAGAUUCUACAACAUGCCCAUAAGUGAGCUGGAUUAAUCAUCUCUUUCCCCUCCUUCCCCCUGCUGUGGACACUCCCCUCCCAAUAAGCCUGCACUUUCUCCUAAAUUCCCUGACUUGGCUGGUGGAACGGCUAUCCAUCCCAUUAACGAAAUAUGAAACCUGGGUAAAUCCCUGACACAACUUCCUCCUUUCUCCACAUCCAGCCCAUGACAUCUGAGCAGAGGACUGAACGACGAGGGGCCAGUCCUAUGAAGCUCUGGGAAGAUCUAAGGUAGGGAUGGCACUCUGCCUUUGCUCUCAUGGUAUUCUGCUCUGACCAAACUGUCCCAGAUUUGCCUGACUCCUGUAUGCAGUGAUGUUAAGAGGAUUAUUUAUACAGGAAAACUUUUUUAAAAAAAAUUUUUAAUGUAUAUUUAUUUUUUAGAGGGGGGAGGGGCAGAGAGACAGAAUCCAAAGCAGGCUCCAGGCUCUGGAGUGUGAGUGGGGGAGGGGCAGCCUGCUUCAGAUGCUGUGAUUCUUCAGAUUCUCCCCUGCUUGCUCGUGCUUGCACUCUCUCUCUCAAAAUAAAUAAACAUUUCAAAAAAUUUAUAUAAUUUUACAUUCCAUAUAGUUUGUUGUUAAAUAUGCCCUUCAGUAGAGAAUAUUCGGUUUUAUAUCUUGAUUUUUUAAGUUAGAAAACUUACAAUCUUAUAUAAUCUAUGUAACUAAAAAGAUUGACUUAUUUUUAUGAUCUGUAUUUGCACAGGUAUGUUAAUAGGUUAUACAAAAACAGAAUUAAUCACUGGAAGCAAAAGCUUUCUGUUUAUCCCAGGCAAACAACUCUUUCCACCAGGAGGGAUAAACAUAAUUUUCUGCGUGGCUCCCUAGCUGCUUCCUGGCACUCGAUAUGAUGUUGAGUACUGUGGUCACAUGUGAACAUUGGGUUACAAGCACCCUGGCAGGAGAGCCUCUGUUACGUGUAUCUUUGUACCGCCCACAAUGCUAACCUAGUGGUGUCCUGAACAUAAGCCUCCAGUAGAUACUGGCUGAAUGACUCACUGUUGUCUCUCUGCAGAGGUCAGUUCCUCAGUUCAGUGACGCAGGUUGCAUUUCAGCUACUGGGGCUGCAAUAUCCAGGUGGGGGCUGUGGACUCCUGUAGCCUCUUAAUUCUCUUGAUCACCCACCGUUUACACAGUCGCCCUUUCAGAACCCUCCUCCCUUCUCCCCCACUGCUUUGGAUGGUGAUUGCUUCUCUUCUUCCCCUUACUCUAUAUCUCUCAGCAAUGAUUUAGGGCCAUUUUUACAGUCUGCUAAUUCCCUGAGAAUGAGGUGCCUCUUCUGGGAGAUACUGCCAUCCUCAAUGGCACUGCAGAUAGGUUUGUGUUGACUGAUCUCCAGGCUCUCCAAGUCAUUUUGCCCUUAUCCUGAUUAUAAGGCACCAUCUGUUUGUCUCCAUGGCUUAAUGAAUCGAGGGCUUAUAAAUAUAGCUGAUAUCUAAAUUAAAUCCAAAUCACAGUGAAGAAAGGAUAAUAGUCUCCUUCGCCAGAGAUGGGUGGGCAAUUACUUUUAUAGCUUUGGAGAAAAAUGGAUUAUGUAGAUACUUCACUCAAAUUGGUGGCCCUGAGUCACUGUCCCUAUAUGCUGAUGCUUUUGCUCAGGGACAGUAACUUGCCUGCCCUGUUUCAGGAGAAAUAGAUUAUCUACCUGACCCAAGUUCACUCAGUGAAUCAGCAGUCAGAUUCUAGCCAUCAUAGUCCUUCUGCUACUUUGGCUUAUGAGGGUCAGAAGAAUUUUUCAAGCAUGAAGAAUAUUAAAAUAACCAUUAAAAAACUGACCUAGUAACCUUCGCCUGUUGCCUAAUGCAGUAUGGCUGAUGAGGGGGAAAUCCCUUGCAGUGAGAUGGCUGAGUGUUAAGUGUACUACACAGGUUGUGAUUUUUCUAGAAAUUGCGGGGGGGGGGGGUGGCUGUUAAACAGUUUUAAAAGAUCUAUUGCCACUUCUGGUGAAUUUGUUCUUACAGUCAGUGGGAUCUGGAAUCCUUGAGAUCCAUGGGCUACAGUGAGUGAGUUGUCUCUGGCCUCCCCCUUACCUGCAAGUAUUUUACACCAGAAGGAAGCAGAACCACAUGCAGCUACCCAAACAGCCUGUGCUACACCAACACAUGUGCUCACUGCCUACCAUUCUCUAGGCACAUUGCCAUACACUUGACAUAUCCACGUCUCUGAUCAUUAAAGCAGCUCUAUCAUGUAAAUACUAUUAUCCCCAUUUUAUACAUGAGGAACCUGGGGAUCAACAUAAUUAAGUAAUUUUCAUGGGUUUCCAUUGAGGCAGAGGCAGGAUUUGAACCCAGUCCUGUUUAGCUCAUGUUGUUUCUGCAAUGCUUCGUUGCCGUUCAGUGCAUUUUUUUGCCCUCCCUGUGCUUAUUCUCUGUCUCCUCUUCUGUUUCCCUUUCAGAAUCCUUAUCAAUCACAAGGGUUUUUUGAAAUAUAAAAAUGUGUGUAUAUAUUAUACGUACAUAUAUAUUCACAACACACGUACUUUUAUAUCUAUAUACCCAUAUAGAUGUAGGUAUUUAUAGACAGAUAUAAAUAGAUAUAUAGAUGUAUAUAACAUUAAAUGAGGAAAGAUAUACCCCUCAAAUGUUAAUGGUUGUUUUAUCUGAGUAGUAGAAUAAUUCGUGAUUUUCAUUUUUUCUUUGUGUUUUUGUGUCUUUCUCAAACUAGUAUUAUUGUCAUCAGGAAACAGUUUUUUAAAUCUUUCACAUCCUUUCAAAUUCAUCUGCUACUACCUUUGUGAGUAAAAUCUUUCCUGAUCUCCACACUAAUGCUACUUUCUCUUUUGAAACACACUCUCUUUCCCCAGCACUUUAUUUUGUAACAUUAGUUAUUUAUUUUGAGAGAGAGAGGGAGGGGGAGUUGCAGAGAGAGAGGAGAGAGAAAACCUCAGGCAGGCUCCAAACUGCCAGCGCAGAACUCAGUGCGGGGCUCAGACCCAUGAACUGUGAGCCCAUGACCUGAACUGAAAUCAAGAGCACGAUGCUUAACCGGCAAGAGCCACCCAGGCGCCACUCCCCAGCACUUUUAUUGUCUUGGGUCAUUUCCAGCAUUUUGCUUUGUAUUCUGUGUAACCACAGGUCCCCAGGUCCCACAAAUUGAUAGAGGAAAGGAGUCAGGGAGGCGCAGCUAAUGAUAAAAAAGGUAACGGAAUAGCUGUUGCUCCAUUAGGAAAGCUAGAAUCUUCCUGCUGUAUCCACUAUCCCAGACUUUUUGGUCUCAUCCCCUCCCUAUGGUCCUGGCCAUGUCUCUUCCACAUUGAUGUUCCUAUGACCUGAGUCAGCCAUGAUGCUCACUCUGUGUGUGAUGCUGUCCCCUCUCCUUCACUUGGUACCAAGCUAGGCCCCAUUAUUCCAUCAGCCUCACACCAUCUAGGCUGUGCCUCUACCCUUCAUCACUUUGCUGAAGUGGGACCAUCUCCCACCCAGGUUGUACCUUUUAAAAGUUAUUCGCCUUCCCCUCAUUUUCUUAAUCUCUGAUAUAACCUAUUGCACGAUGACUCAUGUUUUCCGGCUCCUUAAUACAUCCCCUCCCCAGCCUCUUUGCCUAGAAGAACUUGCCCUGAGAUUAGGUUGGGAGCCAGAGAAAUCUGGCCCAAUCCUUCCCUCUCCUUAGUCAGGGGCCCCAGAUGGAAGGGUGCACAACCACUCUCUUGUCUGGGAGAUCGAGCUGUGAUUUUGUUCUAUAAUUUAUUCUAGUGUCUCUCUCCUGGGUGGCUUGUUAGCCUUCAUCUCACCAGUCAUUCCCUUUCCAGGAAGGCCUGUCUGCAGCAACCAGAACUGGAAGCCUGGUGGCCCGCUUGACAUGCCCUGUGCUUGGGUAGACAAACAGAAGCAACCCUGCUUGGGCUGUCAUCAGUCCACCGUGUCCUCUUCUAAGCCUCUCCAUUAACUUCUUGGACAGGAGCUGAGGACCAGUCAACUUUGUACACUCUGUGCACUCUGAAGCAGCUCUUAACAUAGGAUGGUCUCAGACUCCUCAGACUCCUCAAAAUCAAGUGUACCUAUUUCUCCUCAGGCUAGAUAGCCCAGGUCACCCUGGACAUCAUACAGCACAUAUGUUCUAGCAGGAUAUGAAAAGGAAUUUUAAGAACCCAGAUGGCAGUAGUCUUAUGACAUUCUCUUGACCAUCCCCAUGACUCUAUGGGGCUCUAGACCAUCCUUGAGGAUACAAGAGUGACAAGCCACAACUACAUCAAAAUUUGUAGCAAAUAAGGGACUGGGUCGGAAUGGGAACCACCGAAGGAGCUAUUUCAGAGCUUCACGUCUUCUGUGCUGCUGGGGGAAACCUGAGGCAGGUGGUCUCCGUCACCACAGCUUAGGCUGGUGGGUUCGGUAUAGUCCUUGCCUGGGAGUUCCUGACCCAGUAGGAGGGCAGACAAAAGCUCCAGAACUGGGUGUGUCCUCCUAACAUGGCCUCCACCGCCUCCCCUCUGCCGCCUACCACUGAGGUUGCCAGUUCUGAGAACAGCAGCUCCUUCUAUGACUACGAGUACUACCUGGACAGUGUGGCCUUCAUGCUCUGCCGGAAGGAUGAGGUGAUGUCCUUUGGCAGGAUCUUCCUGCCAGUCUUCUACAGCCUGAUCUUUGUGCUGGGUUUGGGAGGAAACCUCUUUCUUCUAGUGGUCUUGCUCCGGUACAUGCCUCGCAGGCGGAUGACUGAGGUCUAUCUGUUGAACCUGGCCAUCUCCAACCUCCUGUUUGUGGUGACACUGCCUUUCUGGGGCAUCUCUGUGGCCUGGCAUUGGGUCUUUGGGAGUUUCUUAUGCAAGAUGGUGAGCACCCUCUAUACCAUCAACUUCUACAGUGGCAUCUUCUUCAUUAGCUGCAUGAGCCUGGACAAGUACCUGGAGAUCGUCCACACUCAGCUCCACCACAGACUGAGGACCCAGGCCAAAAGUCUGCUCCUGGCUGCCAUGGUAUGGACUAUGGCCCUGGCUGUCUCCAUCCCUGACAUGGUCUUUGUGCAGACACAUGAAAACCCCACAGGCGUGUGGAACUGCUAUGCAGAUUUCGGAGGACAUGGGACCAUCUGGAAGCUCUUUCUCCGUUUCCAGCAGAACCUCCUGGGGUUUCUCCUUCCACUCCUUGUCAUGAUCUUCUUCUACUCCCGCAUUGGCUCUGUGCUGGUCAGGCUGAGGCCCCCAGGCCAGGGCCGGGCUCUGAAGAUAGUCGUAGCCCUCGUGGUGGCCUUCUUUGUGCUGUGGUUCCCAUACAACCUCACCUUGUUUCUGCACUCACUGCUGGACCUGCAAAUCUUUGGGGACUGCAAGGUUAGCCAGCACUUGGACUAUGCCCUGCAGGUGACAGAGAGCAUUGCCUUCCUUCACUGCUGCUUCACUCCCAUUCUCUAUGCCUUCUCCAGCCACCACUUCCGCGGGUACCUGAAGGCUUUCCUCAUCACUGUGCUCCGGCACAACCAGGCACCUCGCCCUGCACAGGCCCCACUGUCCAGCUGUUCUGAGAGUAGCAGGCUCACUGCCCAAGAAGAAAUGACUGGCAUGAAUGACCUUGGGGAAAGGCAGGCUGAGCACUCCCCUGACAUGAAUGACUCGGGAGAAAAUGAAGCCUGAGUGACCAUACCACAGUCUGGUGAGAGUGGAUGGGACCCAGCUCAGUUGGGCAUCUACCCAAAGUCCUCUCUUCAAGGGCCUCAUGGAUUAUGUUGUCAAACCCAGUGGUCAGUUCUCAGUUCUCAACCAUCAGCAGCAUUUACUUACUCCUGCCUCUUCCUUUCACUUUCUUUAUUGCCUUCCAGGAAAUCAUACUCUCUUGCAUGAAUCGCUACAGUAGUGUCCUAACUGACCUCUGUGCUUCUUAUCAUCAUGCUAUGUCCUGUCAUCUAAUCUGCUCCCAGCAGCCAGCAUGAUCACCCACCCUCAGCCAUCACUGCCGUCUUCCUCAGAGUAGUUAGUCCAAGGCUUGCCACCCACCAGUGUGCCCUCUUCCCUGUAGCUCAGCUGGGAAAAUAUUGUUGCAGUAUCGUUUAAUGUCACAGCUUUGAUGGCACUGCCAAGGGUCUGGCAAGCCGGAGGGCCUGGAAGUGCCCCACCUGGGGAACUUCCCAGGAACAUGAGAGUCAGCAGGUGGGAUGCCAGGUGAACAUGGCAGUCCAGGAGGCUCUUCCUUCUUGUGCUUCCCAUGCCCCUCUCUGGAGCCUUCAAGGGUCCUGGGGCCUGCACAGUCAAGUCUAAAUUUUUUGUCUGGCUUCAGGGCUGGAGCUUUCACACGUAGAAUCCCAUACGCCAUCUUACCCUUAUAGUCCGUCAUUCCUUUUCACUUCCUGGACACCAGGUACCCCUUGUCUCUUACACAUUCCCACCUCUAUGUUUUGUGCUUGCCCACUUUCUUGUGUAACAGGGAUCAUUUUUUCAGCCAGCUGUCCCCUCAUCCUUGUUCUUUAGCUGUCUCUCCUAAGGCCCCAGAGUCCCACUGUCAGGAAAGACUCUGAGCUCCAUUGGUGCCCUGGGAAAUGAAGCUCUGUAUCUGAAGGUGAUGAUUUGUUUGAGGAUGUGGGGGAGUUGGGUUCUAUUUUGGAGCUCCUGAAAUCUGGUACACAAGGGACCUCAGUCCUGCCCACAUAGCAGCCUGACUGGUGAGAUACAGCCUGAGCUGUACCAACUGGGUCUAGGUACCCAGAGUCUCUGACAUCGUAUCCAUGAUGCAUAGAUGAGAUGGGAUAAGGUAUGCCAGCCAAGGGACACCUAGCAGGGCUUAUCCCCAGCACUGGCAGAUGUGUGUACGUGUAGUCUAUGUGCACAUGUCUGUGUUGCUGUGUGGGCUGUGCAUAGUACAUAUAGCUAUGUGGAUCUGACAUGAAUGUGUCACUGUGUCCCCUGGGCCUUGUGUCUGUGUGUUCCUAUGUGUCUUUCUCUAGCUGUGUAAGUGUGGGUAUGUGCUCUCUGCAAACAACAGGUAUAUAAGAAGUGCCCUGAAGCCGGUGCCCAAGGGGCAGGGGAAAGGGGGGCCACCAGUGACCCCUCGGUCCCUCUCACUGUCCUAGUUGCCAUGUACUGCAGCUGACCAUGGCGAGGGCUCUGACUACAGCACAGAAGGCACUGGUCAGGAAGCAAGUUGGAGCUGGGCUCUCACAGCCCAGGCCAGGACAGAGACCUCUUCAUCCUGACCUUACUUCCCAGUCCGCACCUCGGUUCCUCCUGCUGCUCUCCGUCUGCCCACCCAAAGGCCUAGUUCGCUGGCUACACUGCUCACGCCUUUCCAGGAAAGCUCCCAGGAUUCUCUUGGUCCUCAGACUCUGCGGCAAGAUGGACUCUUCCCCUGGCUGACCCAGGGAGAGGGACAGGCAUGGCUCUGCCUCUACCCUGUGAAAUGUGGUUUGAGGGUUUACAGCUAUUACUGCCUAUGGAAAAACUAUUUUUCUUUCCCAGGUACCUGCAGUUCCAUCUUUGGCAUGCCAUCUCUGAUCUUACUUUGUUAUAAGCUAUCCUUAGAGAAUACACAUAGUGGGCUUUUCUUUGAGGGAGAAAAAAUUUGGUGCAGAAAUGAGGAUUUGGGGGUCAGGACUGUUGUGUCAGGACAGGUAGUGAUUAGAUGUAUCCUUGGGGGUCUCAAUCUUCCUACUGCCUCAAGGUCCUUACUAGGGAAGGAAGGGUGGCCCUUGCAGAGACUGUGUCCAGUCCCCAUGCAAGGGGCGUAGGACUACAGGUGCCAUGGGCCCCUCCUGUGCCCGCAGCUGGGCAUUGGCCCCUACAUGCACACUAUAAUCCUGGGUGCUCACUGCUUUCUGGGAGGCCUGUUGUUAUGGGCUGUGGGACGGUAUACUUGUAGUCACCCCACACCUCUGACCCACUGAGGCUUCCCUUGGUCCCAGGUAUACCCUCAAACAUGCAGUUCCUGGGAGAUCACUCUCAGUUGAGACCUCUUGGUCUUGACUUAACGGAUUUGGGCCCUCAGUCCUGCCCCCCAGCCUGUUGACAGGCCAGGCCCUUGGUCCAGAUUUCUUUGGGUAUAGGGAAAAUGAGGGGGUAUAGCACCUGAGCAGUGCCCAGGAGGUGUGUGAAGGCCCUGCAUCUUUGCCUGUAUCCCAAUACCUGCUCUGGCACAGGGCCUGGCUGUGUGGGGAGGUCAUUGAUAAGCUCUGCAUGGUGGUUUCCAGCCUCUCAGUCCCCUUCUCCCUCCCCUGUUCUCUCUGUGUGUCUCUUCUUGUGCUCCUGGCCCCUUGUGGGAUAGGUUAGGAUAUCCUGGCUUCUCCAAGGCAGUCAGAGCUCUGUCAGGCUCUAGACAGAGGUUGUCCUUUGGGGGCAGUUAGACCCAGAGGAAGGCAGACUCUGGCCCGCAGGCACACAGCUAGUGGGGACAGACUCCUGCCUCCAGCCCCAGCCCCAGCCCCAGCCCCAGCCCCAGCCCUUGCCUGAGUUACUCUAAUAGCCUGUUAUCUUGGCAAAACUCAGGGCAGAACAGCCAGCCUCAAAAAAAUGCAAGAGGCCAGUCACAGAUUUGGGAGAGGUGAGUGGAGAGAAGCCCCACUAGGCAUCCUUGCAGGGGGUCUCUGCUGCCCGGCCUCCCUUCUCCAGGACCCUACGCCAGCUCCCAGUCACUGCUCCUCCUGUUCCAGCCCCAGCCGCAGCCAGGCCCUGCCAUCAGCCAGCUGUGGCUCUGGUAGCAGCACUUCUAGCCCUGGUAGGCAGGCCUGGCAAUGGGACUGUCUCCAUUUCACAUGCCAGGAAGCUGAGUGAGGCCAGGGAGGGGAAGGAAAUGAUUUGAGGACAUGAAGUAAAGUAGCUGAGACUGAGCCAGUUUUCUAUCAUUUAAUCUCCAUUUAGGGAAUUGGGGGUCAGGGAUGAAGUAAUAAGAUACCAAGCCCUGUGGGCUGCAGUCCGGGGGAGGGGGCAGGAGGAGGAAAGCAGGAAACAGAGAGCAACAACAAGUAACAGAUGUGCUGGGACACAAGCUGUGAACCUCAGGGGAGGGAGCCCAUUUCUGGCCAGAGGCUGGAACGGGUGAGAUCCAGGAAGGCCUCCAGGUUGGCAGUAAAAAGCAAGCAAGUGUACUUUCCAGACAGUUCCACUGGAGAAAGUUGGUAAGGCUGAAUUGCACUGGAUUGAACAUUUGGGAUCAACUGUGGCAAAAUUCAAAUGUUAGGUGCAAGGAGGUGACGGGGAACCAGAAAAGUGAAAGUAUGACAGGCAAAAGGUCUGGUGAAAGGUCUCUGGCAGCUGGGUGCACCGAGGGCCAGGCAGGCCUGGUGUGCAGAGUGCUGAGUCAUAGGAAUGGCAGCGGGGCUGGGGAAAAGAGGACAGUUUCGGAGGCAUGACAGAGGGUUGAACUGACAGAACUGGGGCCUGACUGUUUGUGGGUGAGAGUGGGGAGGAGAUCUGGUUUCUCCCAGAUCUGUCCUGGGGGAUGGGGUGGGUGGUGGUGUCCGGAGCAGAGGCAGGCAGGGUAAUCCAGAGAAGGAGGUGGUUCAGGACAGAGGUGGGGAGACAGAUGCUGAGUUCUGUGUGGGCCAAACUGAGUCAGAGGUGCUGUGGGACCCCAGCGGGGAGAUUGAGGGUCUGGAAGUAGGAGAGAGCUCUGAACUCAGCUGUGGUUGUGGAGACCACAGGAGGGAUUGAGACCACCCUGAGGUGGGAGUGUGGAGGGGAGACAAGGGCACUGAGGUGGGGGGGGGGCCUUGAAUAACUCCUAUGUGAAAGGCAGCGUUUCUCCAGACCUGCUCUAUCUAAUUCAGGAGCCACUAGCCACAUGUGGUUGGUGAGCACUAGAAUGUGGCUAGUCUGAAGUGAGAUACACUGCAAGGGUAAAAAGUACAUACCAGAUUUUGAAGGCAACACACACACAAAAAGAAAUU